This is a messenger RNA of Talaromyces marneffei, 2964 nucleotides long. RefSeq lists its product as uncharacterized. Gene Ontology annotation, molecular function: protein binding. The transcript has 2 exons. Lineage: Eukaryota; Fungi; Ascomycota; Eurotiomycetes; Eurotiales; Trichocomaceae. The record is from RefSeq and is a predicted model, not a curated record. Bases 1 to 2964 code for a protein of 987 amino acids.
AUGCUUGAACGAGCUGUAGGAUGUCUCGAGUUCGCCGGGCAAGGCGUACUGCACAAAUACGGAGGCGUCCUUCGCAGUCAAAAAACUCUCGACCCUACUUUCUGGAAACACCAAUUUUCCGACGCAGAUUCGAGCCCUUGGCAAUCUGGACUUCACCAUCAGUCCAAUCCUGGCCCACCGGCCCCUAUCGUCACUCAAUCUUCGCCUGACUUUUUUCUCGACUUCCUCUACCCUCGCAGAUGUCUCGUCAGCGCUGCCGCUUGGGCUUCGAAGAUAAGAAAGGGCAACGUCAAUAUUCACAAAAGACGUCGUGUUUUGAAUUUUGCGAGGAGUUACUCUCAAACGCCUCGCUCUCGCACCCGGCCCGUCGCCCAUGGGGUAUCCCAAGGCAACAUCUCACGAGCCUCGAGACGAUCCCAUGCUUCUGAAGCUUCACACCAUCUAGCAAAUAUCGAAAACAUCGGUUCGAAUACGAUUUCACGAACGAGGUUGCAUCGAGACUACGACCGAGCGUGGGUAUUAUGGAAACAAGGCGAUCAGGACCCAGAAUCAAGAUCCCGUCUCAUGGCCUAUUUUUCUAUGUCGGAUAGGUCCCUCGAUGUUGAGCGAGCUAUUGGCUUACUUGAAGAUAUUGAUAUUGAUAAACGCAGCGCGAAUGACUACGAAAUUAUGCUUCAGCCUUUGCUCGAAGCAGGCCAUCUGCCUGCGGUUGAACGCUUAUGUGACGACGCUGUCGCCAAGGACAUCGAUAUAGAUGUGUGGUCUCUGGCCACGAAAAUCGCUAUUCAGUGCACGAAAUGGCGAGAACUGUCAUACAUAUGGAACAAAAAGCAUGUGGACCUUUCCAACGUAUUGCCGUCUACCUUAGCUUCAGUCAGUGACCUGCCUAGUCAUUUUGACUCUUUCCUCGCAUAUCUCGAGGAGAAUUCGGCAACACUUACCGAUUUACAAUUGGCUUCAGAUGUGCUUGAUUUCGUGUUCGAGUCAGAUAAAAUCAUGCGUGACAUGAUCGUUGAGAGUGCAUUGUCUCUAACACGGAGGUCGGCCAACUUAGGUUUCCUUCAGCAAAGCCACUAUAACCGCGCCAUUCAGACUCUGCUCAAGAUUGGGAAACGAGCCAGCAGAGUAUUUUCAAUGGUUCUUUAUCGUAAUUUUCGGUGGCACCUGAGUACGUGCAAGCCAACCAAAACGCUUCUUCAUCAACUGUUGGGAAUGUUAGCCGAGAUGAAGACACAUUAUGGGGUUCAGUACCUCCUUGACGAAUUCUCGCAUUUUUACAAACAGCCAUCGAUAGGAGCAUACAAUUACGCGCUCCUCGCCUUUUCUCGAUCAGGCGACGUACCAAAAACACAAGAAACGUUCAACAAGAUGGUAGAGUUGUAUGGGACCUCCACAAAAAAUCCCGAUGUUGGCCACAAAACGCCAAGAACUCCGAGAUGGGUUUUACCAGUCAUACAUGCCCAUGCAAGGAUGGCCGAUUAUCCAUCAGCGGAAUAUGAGUUCCAUAGAAUUGCACAUGUCUAUAAAGUACAACAAAGUCGACAUUGCUGGAAUGCACUGAUUUCAGCUCACGCCAACGCUCGUAAUGUUCGCGGGGCUUUUAGAGUUUGGCGGCGAAUGCAACGUAAGGGUGUGCCACCAGACUGGUAUACAUACGGGACAUUGAUGGGCAUGUGCGCUAGGCUGGGUGAUGUUGAGAAUACUAUUGCGCUAUGUAAGAUGGCGGAAAAAAUGCCGGGCAAGAUGCCUGUAGCUUUGAUGGAUACGGUAGUCGAAGCUUAUUGCCGCAACCAGCGCUUUCAAGAAGCCGAAGAUAUGGCAGAAAGGUGUCUUGCUUUGUCUCUAUCCGGUUCGCGCACUCGAAUGUGGAAUGUCUUACUAUACUCUCACGCCUUACGAGCAGAUCUUGAUUCGGUCUCUCGAAUUCAGACUCGCAUGAAAGAAGCUGGGAUAGAGUUUGAUGAGAUGACUUAUGCUGCUAUAAUGCUCUGUUUUGUUGUUAUCGGACAGCCCAAUUCAGCUCGACGCCUGCUUCGAGGCUUACAGCGAGGUCGACGAAUUCAAGCCACUGAGUUCCAUUAUACCUUAGUACUUUACGGCUACGUUCAACAAGGCAACAGAGAUAUGAUCUAUCUCAUCAAUAAAGAAAUGGAACAGAGAUUCAAAAAUCCUGGCCUGAGCGCUCGUGUCCUUAUGUUAAGGGCUACUCUUCAGAGGGAUACAUUUGAACGACUUUCUCCAAACGAAGAUUUCGAGGACUCGGGUUAUCGUUUAGCAUUAUCCGAGGAUCUCCUUUUCAAGGCAGUGUUUAAUUUCGAUCAACGACAGUUCGCCAGCAAAUACCCUCGCCCUGGUACCAGCGGCUUACCAGUACAUGAGGCCUUCCCUUCAGUACUAUAUGAGCCAGUGUUGCAGGCUUAUAGUGCGGAAGGAAUGUAUCGUCGAACACAACUAAUGCUUAGAGAGUAUGCGAAGGAUCUGCAAGCUUCCUUGGCUUCAGACAAACGCACUGUUGUUCCCUCAUUGCGCUUCCUAUCCGUGUUAAUGGAAGUGUAUUCACAGGAUGGAAAUUUUGAGGCAGUCCAAAAGUGUUGGGAUUUAUCAUUGCGAAGAGCAGGGAAAAUGUUGAUAAGAUCUCCUGUUUCGCCAGCCAUUAAUCCGCCAGUACCCAAGGGCAACGUCGCUCUACCUGGAGUUGCAUUCGAGUUGGCUUCUGAUACUGAGUCGCAAUCCACUUCUCAUGGUGGGGAAGAAAUGCUGGGUGAAUCAAUCAUUUCAGAAGAUCCAGCAUCGGAUCUUCUCGAUGAGCAGGUCAAAGCUCCACAUUAUCCAGCAGAGGAAUCUAUUAUUCCAUCACAACGGUUCAUAUUGUCGCGACACUUCUCCAUCUAUAUAUCAAUGGUCGGAAAAGCUGAAUUGGCUCACUUAUGUGCGGACCCUUGCUACAUCGAACACAGCAUCUGA